Molecule: messenger RNA, 963 nt
Organism: Drosophila innubila
Lineage: Eukaryota; Metazoa; Arthropoda; Insecta; Diptera; Drosophilidae
Product: trypsin beta-like
Exons: 2
Coding region: 1-963 (320 amino acids)
Biological process (GO): proteolysis
Molecular function (GO): serine-type endopeptidase activity
Source: RefSeq, a predicted model, not a curated record
AUGGAUCGAAUUGGAUUUGGACUCCAAGUACUGCUCUUGGCAGAGGUUACAGCUAAACAGCAGUUUACUUUCCCUGGAAAUGGCAACUUUAUUACCAAUGACACUCAGUAUGUGUACAAACAAGAAUCAAACUUGACACGCCUCCAACUGGGCAGCUUCUCCAGCAAUCCGAACAUUACGGCAAUUGAACAGGCGGAAGAGUUUCCGACCCGCAUUGUCAAUGGCAAACGGAUUUCUUGCCAGCGUGCUCCUUACCAAGCAGCCUUGCACUACAACGGAUUGUUUGUGUGCGGCGGCAGCAUCCUGUCCCGUUAUUGGACACUCACAGCGGCACAUUGUGUUGCCGGCAGCAAAGGAAAAUUCCAGGUGCGAGUGGGAUCCACACAGCAACGCCGAGGUGGCCAGUUCCAUCGUGUAAGACUUAUUGUUGUCAAGGCCGGCUACAGCAGCAAAUCCAUGCGGAACGAUUUAGCCAUGAUGCGUCUUGCCACGCCCCUUCGCUAUGGGAUCUGUGUGCAGCCCAUUAAAUUGCCCAGUGACAAGAGGAAGCAUCUGCCCAACUGCUUUCUGGUCAGCGGUUGGGGGUUGAGUCAUGCAUCUGCCCUGAACGUGCAACGUUUUCUGCGUGGCACAGUCGUCUGCAAGGUGACGCACAAUCGCUGCCGCCAGAUGUAUCAUCGAGGUGGGGUCCAAAUCUAUCGACAAAUGCUAUGCGCCCAGCGCUUGGGUCAUGACAGCUGCUCCGGUGACUCGGGUGGACCGCUGGCACAUGGACGAACUCUUUACGGCGUUGUGUCCUUUGGCAUUGGAUGUGCCAACGCCAACUAUCCGGGCGUAUAUGCGAACGUGCGACGAUUUAAGCGCUGGAUACUCAGCGUCAUCCUGAAAUAUUCUUUAAAUGCUAAGUUCGGCUGUCUGCUUGGCCAAAUAUCACUGCCAUAUGCGGUGGGCGUGCUCCGCUAA